Molecule: messenger RNA, 1644 nt
Organism: Cynara cardunculus var. scolymus (artichoke)
Lineage: Eukaryota; Viridiplantae; Streptophyta; Magnoliopsida; Asterales; Asteraceae
Product: aldehyde oxidase GLOX
Exons: 1
Coding region: 1-1590 (529 amino acids)
Source: RefSeq, a predicted model, not a curated record
AUGAAAUCAUCAAGUUUUCUCCUACUUGUAAUUGUUUGGAUGGUGAUGGAGUCACGUGCUGAUCUCCCCGGCACGUGGGAGCUACUGGUGGCUGAUGCCGGAAUAGCCUCUAUGCACACCGCCGUCACACGUUUCAACACCGUCGUCCUCCUUGAUCGCACCCAUAUUGGCCCCACCCAUAAACGCCUUACACAACGCCAUUGUCUAAAAGAUCCGGUUCUCAAACGCGAUUGUUACGCCCACUCCGCCCUCUUUGACCUUACUGCCGGAAAAAUUCGACCUCUGAUGAUCCUCACCGACACCUGGUGUUCCUCCGGCCAGUUUCUCUCCGACGGAACGCUCCUCCAAACCGGCGGCGAUGGUGAUGGUGUUAAGAAAAUACGCCGGUUCACCCCUUGUGAACCUACGUCGUUUUGUGAUUGGGAAGAACUUGAAGAUGCUGAAUUAUCACAAGGUAGAUGGUAUUCCACUAACCAAAUACUACCAGAUGGGUCCGUGAUUAUUGUCGGUGGUCGCGCCGCUACUAGUGUUGAGUUUUUUCCGGCGAGACGUCACGGCGGUGCUGUGAAUUUUCCGUUUCUUGCUGAAACGGAGGAUACCCAGAUAGACAAUCUUUACCCCUACCUUCAUCUUCUUCCCGAUGGCCAUCUAUUCGUGUUUGCCAACAACAAAGCUGUAUUAUAUGACUAUAAAAAGAAUGUAGUAUUGAGAAAAUACCCUCAAUUGGACGGUGGCCCACGUAAUUACCCGUCGGCAGGGUCAUCGGUGAUGCUGUCACUGACGGGUGAUUACGCCGCCGCUACCAUCGUCGUUUGUGGCGGAGCACAAUAUGGAGCAUUCAUCGAGAAAAGUAUAGAUACGCCGGCUCACGGUAGCUGCGGUCGGAUCGAAGCAACAAAACCGGAUUCAGUUUGGGAAAUGGAGGAUAUGCCGUUUGGCCGGAUUAUGGGGGAUAUGGUGAUGCUUCCGACCGGCGAAGUGUUGAUCAUAAACGGAGCACAAGCCGGUACUCAAGGGUUUGAAAUGGCGUCUCAACCGUGUUUAUAUCCGCUUUUGUACCGACCGGAUGAACCGGCGGGACUCCGUUUCAUGACAUUGAACCCCGGUUCGGUGCCUAGAAUGUAUCAUUCAACGGCUAAUUUGCUUCCCGACGGGAGAAUUCUGAUCGCCGGAAGUAACCCACAUUAUUUCUACAAUUUCAAUGCUGAAUUUCCUACGGAAUUGAGAAUUGAAGCUUUCUCGCCGGAAUAUCUGUUGCAAGAGAAAGCAAAUAUCCGGCCGACUAUCAUUGAGUUGCCGGAGAAAAUAACUUACGGCGGUGAUUUUGAUAUUCUGGUGACGACAGAGCUUCCGGUGGUGGGAAUAGUGGAGGUAAAUAUUGCGAGUGCCCCCUUUGCCACACAUUCUUUCUCGCAGGGGCAGAGGAUGGUGAAGCUGAGGGUGUCAAGCGCGGUGCCGAAUGGAUUGGGGGCUUAUCGGAUUUCAUGUACGGCUCCGCCGGACGGUAGAGUGGCGCCGCCGGGAUAUUAUAUGGUGUUCGCCGUAAACACGGGGGUGCCAAGUGUUGCAAAAUGGGUGAAACUUCAUUAAUUUACAACUAUAAUUUUGUAACGUUUUUAGCCUUUUCCUAAAACUAUGUUUUUA